AUGGAAGGCAUCUCAAUCUUCUUGGCAUUUGCGACUCUCUUCCUUAGUAGUAGUAAAGCUAGUACUGAUCAGACUAGCAACAGCAGCCGAGUUUAUAUUGUGUACAUGGGAUCUGCAGCUCCAAACUCUUUAACCAGCACUACAGCUUCCUUGAGGACUGACCAUGCUCGCCUCCUUACUCUUCUGACGAGACGGAAAGGAAAUGCGUUGGUGCACGUUUACAGGCAUGGCUUCUCAGGAUUCGCGGCCCGGCUCUCAGAGGAGGAGGCACUUCUUAUGGCUCAGAAACCUGGAGUUGUAUCUGUCUUUCCUGAUCACUUAUUGAAGCUCCACACCACUCAUUCCUGGGAUUUCCUCAAGUAUCAGACCGAGUUAGAAAUCAACUCAUUUCCCAACAGCAUCUCCGAGAAUAACGACGCUGCUGGUGAUGACACACCACCGGACUCUAAAGGAUCUGACACCAUAAUUGGUAUUAUAGACACAGGUAUUUGGCCGGAGUCGGAGAGUUUUAAUGAUAAGGGUAUGGGUCCGAUUCCGUCAAGGUGGAAGGGAACGUGCAUGAAAGGACCUGAUUUUACUUCAUCCAGCUGUAAUAGGAAGCUGAUAGGAGCAAGAUUUUACAACUCCGACGAGCUGAUCGCAGACAACGACUCACCAAGGGAUUUAGUUGGGCAUGGAACACAUGUUGCAGGCACAGCUGCAGGGAGUGUCGUACCGGGUGCAUCCUACUACGGCCUAGCUGCUGGGACAGCCAAGGGAGGCUCCCCAGGUUCAAGGAUCGCCAUGUACAAAGUAUGCACAGCACAGGGUUGCUCUGCAUCGGCGAUAUUAGCAGCAUUCGAUGAUGCUAUUAGUGAUGGGGUGGAUGUUCUAUCUCUGUCCCUUGGUUCGACAAGUUAUCAGCCAGAUUUGAGCAGCGACCCCAUUGCAAUGGGAGCUUUCCAUGCAGUCGAGCGGGGGAUCAUAGUCGUGUCCUCGGCAGGGAAUGAUGGACCAAACCGUGAAACAGUUGCGAACUUUGCACCUUGGCUAUUGACUGUUGCUGCUUCCACCAUUGAUCGGAUUUUCCAGUCUAAUGUGAUCUUGGGGGCAAACAAAGUGAUCCAGGGAGAAGGCAUAAAUUUUUCUAGUCUCCAGAAAUCUCCUGUGCACCCACUGAUAUAUGCACUUUCUGCGAAGACAGCAGACGCUGAGGAACCCGAAGCAAGAAACUGCGACGAAGGAUCAUUGGAGGAAAAACUGAUCAAGGGAAAGAUUGUUAUCUGUGACACAGAUGUUCCUUUCUAUACUACUGAAAACCAAAUUGCAACAGUGAAGAGUCUUGGCGGAAUAGGUGUAGUUUUUACCCGGGAUGAUAAUAUUGGGAUAAUGGCAGACACAUAUGGAGCAUUUCCAGCAACAGCCAUCAGUUUAAAGGAUGCCAAAGAUAUCUUCUCCUAUAUCAACUCAACCAGAAACCCAGUUGCAACGAUCUUACCAACAGAGACUGUGACAAAGUAUAAACCAGCACCCACAGUUGCAUAUUUUUCAUCCAGAGGCCCCUCAGCUGCGACAAAUAACAUACUCAAGCCUGAUAUUGCAGCACCUGGUGUGGACAUUCUUGCAGCUUGGAUUGGCAAUGACACAGCGGUUACUCUAGCCGGAAAAGAGGCCCCAAAAUUCAAUGUGCUCUCAGGGACUUCCAUGGCAUGCCCACAUGUUUCCGGGAUAGCAGCCUCUGUCAAAACUCAAAACCCCGCAUGGAGUCCAUCAGCCAUCAGAUCGGCCAUCAUGACAACAGCAACUCGAAUAAACAAUUUGAAAACCCCAAUUACUACAGAUUCAAGUUCAAUAGCCACACCAUACGACUAUGGUGCAGGGCAAGUCACAUCAACCGGACCACUACAUCCAGGCCUGGUAUAUGAAACCGACACCAUUGACUACUUGAACUAUCUCUGCUAUUAUGGGUUUGACACUUCCAAACUCAAAACCAUUGCUAGAACUAUUCCAAUAGGUUUUGCUUGUCCCAAAGACUCCAAGGCUGAUUACAUAUCCAACAUCAACUACCCAUCAAUAGCAAUCUCCAAAUUCAACGGAAAAGAAAGCAGGAAUAUAAGCAGGAAGGUUACAAAUGUUGCAGGAGAUGGUGAAAUGGUUUUCACAGCAAACGUGGAUGCACCUAGAGGUCUAAGCGUCAAAGUGAUUCCUGACAAACUAAUUUUUUCUAAGGACAACCAGAAGCUCAGUUAUCAAGUGGUUUUCUCUGCAACCACACCUGUUCCCAAGGAAGACAUGUUUGGGUCUCUUACAUGGAGCAAUGGACAGUAUAAAGUCCGAAGUCCAUUUGUUGUAAGUAUUUGAUAACUGAAAGGAGAGGAGUAUUUUAGU
This is a messenger RNA of Fragaria vesca subsp. vesca, 2367 nucleotides long. Its product is annotated as subtilisin-like protease-like. NCBI's taxonomy places the organism in Eukaryota, Viridiplantae, Streptophyta, Magnoliopsida, Rosales, Rosaceae. Gene Ontology annotation, molecular function: serine-type endopeptidase activity. The record is from RefSeq and is a predicted model, not a curated record. Bases 1 to 2340 code for a protein of 779 amino acids. The transcript is spliced from 9 exons. Gene Ontology annotation, biological process: proteolysis.